GCAGUAAACCACCGCACGCAUUGCAUCCAUACCUACGCACGUGCUGCCGCUUUUUGAUAUUAUAAAUUUUGAAUAAACAUUUGCAAUAUUUGCCUACUAUAUUUGCAUUCAUAUUAAAUAAAUAAUAAGUAAAGGUUUCAAAAAGAUUCCCGAUAUACCUUCAAUCGCAUAUUUAAAGAUUAAUGAAAUAAUGCGUGUAUCAUUUAUUUUGCGCACACUCAAAAAAUACAGCAUGUAUAAUUGAAAAUCGAAAUUUAGAUCGAAUUCGUAGGUUAUGUUUGAAUUUAAAAUUGAUAAUAGACUUGGUAUAGAGAACCGGCGUUUUCAUUUGUUGGACGAUCGCAACAAUAAAAAGUACUUAUUAUGAUAGUAAAAGUAAUUAUUAUGCGAAACUUCGUCAAUAAAGAAAAAAUGGAUUUAUCAAUUUAAAUUGUUAUCAUCAAGAUAAUAAGAAAAAUGUUGCUAAAACGUGUUCUACCAUUGGAAGGUUUACUUUCAAAAAAAGUUUACAAAACUCAAAGAGCUAGAUUUUAUCACAAUUUAGCUGAAGAUGUGUCUACAGUUACAACUCUUGAAAUCAAGCGUUUAUUAAAAUCUGCAAGUGUUAAUGUUUUAGAAGGCCAUGCGUGUCUUGUAACAAAUUAUGCUUUAUGUGAAGAUGCUAAAAAACAAAACUGCAAAUUAUACAUAAAUAAAAUGACAGGUUUCUUUAUGUGUGGAAAUUGUAAUCGUGUUGGACCUUGGACAACUUUAGAAAGAAUUGUUGAACCUAAAAAAACAAAGAAAAAAUCUGAAGAAAUAAUAUUUCUUCGAAAGGCGAUAGAUAUUUUACCUGAUUAUAGUAAACAGUGGAAUGAAUUAAGAUUAUCAAGUGAAUUGAUAGAAAAUUUAUCACCUGAUGCUUAUAAAAAUGUUGUUGAAAAGUUUAAUCUUCAGCAUAUACCUCAAGAAAUUAUGUCUCAAAUGAAUUUACUUUAUAACGAAUCAACACAGUCUUUAUAUUUUCCAAUACUCACAUUUCGUGGUUUAAUUGUUGGGUAUAAAUCUUUAUCUGCUGAUUCUAGCUUAACAAAAACUAUUCCUGCAACAAAUACUAGCGGAGUUAUAAUAUACAAACAAAAAAAUCUUAAAUCAGAUGGCACAGCUGUCCUUGUGCCAAAUGUAGAAGAUUUAUUAGCUGUUGCUUCAAAAAAAGCUGCAAAUUUGAUAAUCUGUCUUCCAUAUGGAUUACAAAAUAUACCUCAGCAAAUACUGCCAAAUUUAGAAUCUUAUAAAAAACUGAUUUUAUGGUUUGGUAAUGACGAACCAAGUUGGGAUAGUGCAAGGCAUUUUGCAAAAAAACUUGAUGAAAAAAGAUGUCAUUUCGUAAGGCCAACAGAUUAUCAGCCUCAGCCAAAAAUUGCAGCACAUUUGGGAUAUGAUCUGAAAGAAAUCAUUCAAAAUGCAACACCGAUUUGGCAUAAAAGUAUAACUACUUUUCAAAGUUUAAGACAAGAUGUUUUGAGUGACUUACAAAAUAUAGAUAAAGUACAAGGUAUAAAAUGGUCAAGAUAUCCAACAUUGAACAAAAUUUUAAAAGGCCACAGAAGAGGAGAAUUCACAGUUUUAACAGGACCAACAGGCUGUGGUAAAACAACAUUGAUGAGCGAGUACUCAUUAGAUUUGGCAUUGCAAGGUGUGAAUACAUUGUGGGGUAGCUUUGAAAUAAGAAAUGCUAGAUUAGCAAAAACUAUGCUACAGCAAAUGGCUGGUGUACCUUUAGAAGAGAAUUUAAAUAAAUUUGAGUCUUAUGCGGAUGAGUUUCAAAAAUUACCAAUUUAUUUCAUGACAUUUCAUGGUCAACAAAAUAUCACGGAUGUUAUGGAGGCAGUGGAACAUGCUACAUAUGUGCAUGACAUUGCUCAUGUGAUUAUUGAUAAUGUACAAUUUAUGAUGGGAAUGUCAGAUGAAUCAAAAUUUGUAGACAGAUUCUGGAAACAAGACAAAAUAAUUGGAUCUUUUAGAACAUUUGCAACAAAAUUUAAUUGCCAUGUUACAUUAGUGAUUCAUCCCAGAAAAGAAAGAGAAGAUGGGGAAUUGACAACAGCUUCAAUUUUUGGAGGAGCAAAGGCAAGUCAAGAGGCUGAUAAUGUUUUAAUUAUCCAAGACAAGAGGCUAUCGAGUAUUCGGGGGAAAAAAUAUUUACAAAUAGCCAAAAAUCGAUAUUGUGGUGAUUUAGGAAUGAUGGUUCUUGAGUUUGAUAAAUCUAGUCUAAGCUAUGCUGAGAAAAAGAAGCGCAAACCCGAUAAUACAGAUGAUCAUGAGGUUACAUUUGUUGGAUACUCAUGAAUUUUUCUACAUUCUUAUAAAGAUCACCUUUUAUACAUAGCAAAAUGUUACAAUAAUUUUAUACAAAAACAAAAACAAAAAAGAUGAAAUGCAUAAUUUGAGAUCAUAAAAUCCAUCAAAUAGUGUGCCUUCUAACAAGGAAAAUUGUUAUCUUUUUUUAUGCUUUUCUAAAAAAAAAUUGUUUUGAAUAAAAAUAUUUUUUAUAGUAAUAAAUAA
Molecule: messenger RNA, 2544 nt
Organism: Nasonia vitripennis (jewel wasp)
Lineage: Eukaryota; Metazoa; Arthropoda; Insecta; Hymenoptera; Pteromalidae
Gene: mtDNA-helicase
Product: twinkle protein, mitochondrial
Exons: 8
Coding region: 457-2328 (623 amino acids)
Biological process (GO): mitochondrial DNA replication
Cellular component (GO): mitochondrion
Molecular function (GO): ATP binding; 5'-3' DNA helicase activity; single-stranded DNA binding
Source: RefSeq, a predicted model, not a curated record